AUGGCAAGCGACCUUAUCGUAGCCGCUAGAGAUAAUAGACUGGGCGAUGUCGAGAGACUGCUGCAGGAGGGAGCCGAUAUCGACGCAACUGACGGGGACUAUGGGCAAACGCCGAUAUCUUGGGCCGCAGAGAGGGGCCACUUGGACGUGGUCAAGACUCUCUACGAGCGCGGGGCUAGCCUUCUGAUUGCUGACCGGAACGGCUGGUAUCCGACGGAUUGGGCUGUUCGGAAUUCCCGAACAGACGUGGUUUCUUUUUUUCUUACCCGACAGCAGGACGCGUCCCAUCGGUAUUAUAAGGGCCGAGGCCUUCUCUUUGUGGCCGCCCAACGUGGCUCGGUCGAGGAUGUGAAUCGUUUUGUGGGGGGAGAGCCUGAUCAGGUCGACAGCGAUGGGACGACACCGCUCAUGGCCGCCUCCCAAAAUGGCCGCUUCGACAAUGUUGUCGUUCUGUUGAAAGCUGGGGCGGAUCCACUCCGGAAGAACGAGGAUCAACGCACCGCCUUCUACUGGGCUGCGAAGGAGGGUCAUACUGAAGUCAUACGGGCCCUAUUGACGGAAGCCUGCGCUAAGCCCCGCAAGAUAAGUGAGCUGCCCAACGAUGAGGCCAUCGCUUUUGCGUUCGCCGAGAAGGGGGAGGACGAGGAAUGGAACGAGUUUCUUGACACCCACCCUCACCGCGCAGCGCCAGAGGAAGGCGAUCGCACCUCAACCGCGCUCCACUUCGCUGCGCAGCACGGCAUUGAGAAAGCCGUCCAACGGAUGUUGGCGCUGCCGUCCGACGCCGGUAUGGUGAACGCCCAGGAUGCCCAAGGCCGUACUCCGCUCAUUUGGGCUUCGAUGGGCGGUCAUCUUGCGAUUGUCGACGCUCUGCUUCAACAUCAUGCCAACCCCAAGUUGUCGGACGACGAAUACAAGGAGACGGCACUCAUGUGGGCUGCAGAAAAUGGCCACGGUCAAGUCGUGGAGCGACUCUGCAGAGAACUUGAUCGUCACGACGUCAACGUCCGAGGCUGGCGCGGAUAUACAGCCAUGACCUUUGCGGCAUCAAGGGGAAAUGCCGCGGGCGUACGCGCUCUGAUUGAGGCCGGAGCUGACCUCAGUAUUGUCGACGAUCGUUGGGGACAGUCUCCCCUCUCCUGGGCCGCCGAGGGCAAUUAUCUGGAGGCCGUCACGGAUUUGAUCAAGGCUGAGGCAGAUCUCUACGCUGAAUCCCACGGAAACACACCGGUAUCUUUUGCUUUAGAUAACUUGGAAAUACUCCGAGCUUUCAUCCAACAGCCAAGGGAUACAAUGAGGGAUGGAGGCGAGAAAAUACCUCGGGUGCGCGUGAUAGAAUUGGCUUUACGGUAUUCCUGUAAUCUCGAUGACGACACAUUCUCAGACACACCGGACCUCUUCAUCCUGGACCAGAAGGAGUAUCUCGAAGCCGUGGACCAUGACGGCAGGAACCUGGCUUCGUGGGCGGCUCAGGGCGGAAGUCCCAAGGAGAUGGAUAUGCUACGUGCGAAGCGGCUCGACUUCAACUCGAAGGAUAACAUCGGCCGUACGUCUCUCCACUGGGCAGCAGAGGGCGGAAACCGCAAGGUAGUCAAGUGGUUGCUACACGAACAAGUUGCCGUUGACACUGCGGACGAGUUUGGACGGACCCCGCUUUCCAGAGCAGCCGUUCAGGGUCACGACAAAUGUGUGCGAAUGCUAGUGGACCGCGGGGCGCACCCGGACAGCCCGAACAAGAACCGGAGAACGCCGCUUUCGCUGGCUGCUGAAAAGGGCCACGUUGAAGUUGUUAACCUUUUGCUGUCCCUUCGUGAUGGCAAGACGAAGACGAGCGAGGGUGUCGUCAACAGAAGCAAGAAAGGGCAUGGGGGAAUAGGUGCCAGGGACGGCGGCGCAGGUGCAAAGGACAGGCUGGGUGACGGAAACAAGGACAGCACUGGGCGGACGGGUCCUGACAAUGGCGGCGCGGCUGUGGCGGUGGAUUCUCGAGACGUGGAAGAGCGAACACCCCUCUGGUAUGCGGCCAUAGGGCACCAUCUGACGGUUUUCAAGACGCUGCGCGCUAACGGGGCAGACCCGGGCGUCAUGGACAAAAGCGGAAAGGCUCUGCAUGAAAUUCUUGUUAACAAAAAGAGCGCGGGGGGGGUCGAACCUGAGGUGAUGGCGGCAUUGGAUGCGAUGCUGGAGCAGCUGAGAUCGGCCCAGGCUCUAUUGUCCAAACCUUUGGAUGGCGCAGCUGAUUUGGAUGAAGAGUUCAAAGCGACCAUCUUGCGGGUCCCGGAAAACGAGAAACUUGAGCUCGAAUCAAGGACACAGCUUUCCGUCCACUCUCUCCUCCGAGGGGAAGGGCUUCCCGAUCCCCAGGGGGCGAGCUGCGCGUGGAUGCACCUCCCUGCCAACAAUAUGCGAUGGGUCGAGGUGUUGAUGACCAGACAUUACGAGGCUUGCGGCGAGAGCGAACGUUGGAAUGCCAGUGUCGUGCUUCAAUCCAAGCUUUGGGAACAACAACAACACAAAUCCCGGAGGGGCGCCCAUUACGCGAGGUUCAUGCGACCGGCAUGCCACCGUUUCGUUCUUGUUGUCGAGGACAAGGGCACCUCGUCAAGCCAAGGCUUGGUUUUGUUUAUGCCGUAUCUACAUUGGGAACCCCAGAACCAGCAACGGAACAUGAAAGAGAUCAUGAAUUUGAAGAAAGAAGAGAGGAAAGCUAAACGAGAUCUCAUUCUCGCGGACCCAUCCCUGAAGGAUCCGAAGGGAACAGAGAAGCUCCACUGGGUCUACCUCGACGAAGAGCACCCGCUACAUGUCCGGCGAACCCUCGACCAAUACUACUACCACACACUGCCAAAUACAGAAGAACGUGACAACGACCAGACCGGCAUCAGAUAUCACAACGAUCACCUGAAGUCGACCGAUCCGAAACAGGCCAACAACCCGACACCAGUCCUCACCAUGGUGGAUCAACUUUGGAUGUGGGUGCUACCACGCUGCGGGAAAUUACCCCCUACAAUCAUCACAGCCUUUCCACAACGGUCUAAUAGGAUGAGAUCUGGUGGGUUCAAGAACAUGACGGCCCUGGUGUCCAACAUCAUCGCCCAGUUUCAGGAGACGCCAGAAAGGACCGUUGACGGUCUAGCUAAAGUGAUAGCUGCCGAGUGCUCGCGAAUCUACUUUGAUACAAUGAGCAACAGGGACGAAUCACUCCAAUUCUCGGAAAUUUAUACCACCUCCAUGGGUGGGAUCGUGAGUAAUCCAUGCGCCCCAGCUUAG
Chaetomium fimeti is the source of this 3270-nucleotide messenger RNA. RefSeq names its product ankyrin repeat-containing domain protein. The coding region runs from base 1 to 3270 and encodes 1089 amino acids. The record is from RefSeq and is a predicted model, not a curated record. Gene Ontology annotation, cellular component: ciliary inversin compartment. Lineage: Eukaryota; Fungi; Ascomycota; Sordariomycetes; Sordariales; Chaetomiaceae. The transcript has 6 exons. Gene Ontology annotation, molecular function: protein binding. Gene Ontology annotation, biological process: protein localization to ciliary inversin compartment.